UGCUGCUGCUGCUGCUGCUGCUGCUGCUCCUCUGGCUGCAGCUGCUGUUCUUUCUCGGCAUAAUCGCUGUCCUCUAUAUUGUUCUCAGCGCGCUGGGACAUGUCCGAAAACAGCUUAUCCCACCCGCUAACGCUCCUCCUAUGGGCAUACGACACCCUGUUAGUCUCCGGCUGCUGCUCUCCAGCGGUUGAAAUGGGCAGUAGCGGGGAUAUUGGCUGAGGCGGCAAGCAUUCUAUGCUGCUUCGGUUGGCUGCCUGCGGGACGUUGUUUCCAGCGAGAUCUAUUGUGUUGCUUUUGUGGAUGGGUGGCCUCUUUUGUAAUGGCGAGAGCAUGAGUGCCUUUGCCGCCGCCUUCCCUGCGGCUGUCGGUCUCUGUGGUGGUGGAUUGGUUGGCGAGGACGAAUUUCCAAUGGCCGUGGUUCCCUGCACCUGCUCUUUCUCUUCUUGUUUUGUUGGGCUCAUUUCACGCAGAGGUAAAUAAAUAAAAUGGCGAAUUUUACAGUAAAUAAAUAAAGUUUUUUUUUUGCAAGUAGAAAAAAAUGAACAAAUGAACAAAUACAAAAAAAAGUGGCUGCUAAAACAGAAACGAGAAAUAAAUAAAAUGCAAAAAAAAAGAAGGCAUAUGCGGGGGCAAACAUUACACAGUGAAAUAAACACAUGCUGUUUGGGUUGCAACGCGCAUAUCUAUUUUUCCAAUCAGGGGUUUUAUUCAACUGAGACUUUAAAGUAGACAAGCA
Molecule: messenger RNA, 736 nt
Organism: Kickxella alabastrina
Lineage: Eukaryota; Fungi; Kickxellomycota; Kickxellomycetes; Kickxellales; Kickxellaceae
Exons: 1
Coding region: 235-480 (81 amino acids)
Source: RefSeq, a predicted model, not a curated record